Messenger RNA from Tachysurus vachellii, 945 nucleotides. RefSeq names its product deoxycytidine kinase (gene dck). Gene Ontology annotation, molecular function: deoxycytidine kinase activity; ATP binding. Gene Ontology annotation, cellular component: mitochondrion; cytoplasm. The record is from RefSeq and is a predicted model, not a curated record. The coding region runs from base 73 to 864 and encodes 263 amino acids. The transcript is spliced from 7 exons. NCBI's taxonomy places the organism in Eukaryota, Metazoa, Chordata, Actinopteri, Siluriformes, Bagridae. Gene Ontology annotation, biological process: nucleobase-containing compound metabolic process.
AACCCGCGCUCAUACGUUUCCGGUGUUUUUGACAUUACGGACGCAUAAAGACGUUUACUGUAAGUGUUAAAAAUGUCUCGUACUCCAAAAAGAGCUUGUUCCAGUCUUCUAAACGAAAGUCUAGAGAAGAGAUUAAAACGGGUUUCAAUUGAGGGAAAUAUCGCGGCUGGAAAGUCGACGUUUGUCCGCCUGCUGGAGCAGCACGAUAAAGACUGGGAAGUGGUGCCCGAGCCCAUCGCCAGGUGGUGCAAUGUACAAACUCAACAUGGGGAAUUUGAGGAGCUGACCACAUCUCAAAAGAGUGGGGGGAAUGUGUUGCAGAUGAUGUAUGAGAAGCCAGAACGCUGGGCUUACACAUUCCAGAGUUAUGCAUGCAUGAGCCGUGUGCGUGCACAAAUCAACUUGGCCCGUGAGAAAUUGCGCCACGCUGAGAACCCAGUGCAGUUCUUCGAGAGAUCUGUGUACAGUGAUAGGUACAUCUUUGCAGCGAAUUUGUAUGAGAGUGAGUGUUUAAAUGAGACUGAGUGGGCCAUUUAUCAGGACUGGCACAGUUGGUUACAUAAAGUAUUCGGCCAACACAUUGAACUGGAUGGUAUCAUUUAUCUGCGGGCUAAACCAGAGAGGUGUCUGGAGAGAUUGCAUGUUAGAGGCAGAGAGGAAGAGCAAGGGAUUCCUCUGGAGUAUCUAGAGAAGCUCCAUUACAAGCAUGAGUGCUGGCUGCAGCACAGGACGCUGAGUAUGGACUUUGACUAUCUUUGUGAGGUUCCUGUUCUCACACUGGACGUCAAUGAUGACUUUAAAGGCGAUAAAUUCAAAUGUGCAGACAUGAUUGAAAAGGUGAAAGACUUUCUCAGCACUCUAUGACCGACAAGAGUAUAUUUGUGAUAUUUGGAUAUAUUUGUGUGUGUGUGAGCCUUAUUAAAGAUUAUUGUCUUACCUGUAUAA